Molecule: messenger RNA, 1100 nt
Organism: Cucumis melo (muskmelon)
Lineage: Eukaryota; Viridiplantae; Streptophyta; Magnoliopsida; Cucurbitales; Cucurbitaceae
Product: protein HAPLESS 2
Exons: 3
Coding region: 291-1007 (238 amino acids)
Source: RefSeq, a predicted model, not a curated record
AUUUCUAUCAACACUUUCAGUUCCUUUCUCUCUGUUUAUGAUUCUAAUAAUUCAAAUUUUCCGAACAAGCUUCUUUGAUUGCUCUGAAGUACGAAUCUAGUCAAAUACUCAUGAUCGAUACACGAUCCUUCUCUUUAAAUUUGACCCUAACCCCUUUCUACUCAUCGUCUCUUCUACUUAAUUGAUUCAAUUUAGGAUUUGGGGUUUCACUAUUUCAUCUUAUUUCGCAGGAGUGUUUUGAUUAUGUUGUAAUUCAUUAGUUUUUAGUGGAUGCUGAAUCUAUACGCGUAAUGGGUAAUGUAGCCAGUUCAUUGGCCUCUGAUGUUUUUUCGGCCAUUGGCAAAAUCUUUGGAUCUCCUCUUGAUUUUCUCUCUGGAAGGUCCUGCAGUUCAGUAUGUGGAUCAACAUGGGAUUUCAUAUGCUACAUAGAAAAUUUCUGUGUCGCCAAUUUGCUAAAGAUGGGAAUGGUUUUUAUUCUCUCAUACUUUGUUCUUUUACUUCUCUAUUUGCUACAUAAAAUUGGUAUAUUUGGAUGCAUUGGUCGGGGGCUCUGCAGAAUGAUAUGGACUUGUUUAGCUUCUUAUUUCUAUGCAUGGGAGUACUGCUGCAGUUUCAUGUGUAUCAAGCUUGCCAGUGUCAAAAGAACAAGACGACGACACGUUAGGAGAAGAGACCUGGAAGAAGAGUUUGAAAGCGAAGAAGGAAAAUGCCAGCAUGAGUCAACAAGCGACUCGAGCAAUGUCCUUGAACAUGUCGAGUCGAGAAGUAGCAGAUGGUCGUCUCGACGAUGGAGAAGGAACCACAAAGAUUCUCAAAAGAGAAAAUCGUUGAGGCCGAAAGGUCAUGGAGUUCGAGUAAGGAGUGGUAGAGUGUUGGUUUAUGGUAAGCACAGAAGAAAAUCUGUUGAAGUUGGGAAUCAUUCGAAUGAGAUAGAUAGUUUUGGAAUGUAUGGAUCAUCCAAAUUUGUGCAUAAAGAAAGAAAAUAUAGAAGAGGGAGGCAAAGAUGAUAGUAGUUGGUUGUGGUUGGGAUAUGAACUGUAUAUUUGCAUUUUGUGCUCAAAAUUAUUCCAAGUGUCUGAAUCUAUUUGUUUUUUUUAGAA